Messenger RNA from Pyricularia grisea, 399 nucleotides. RefSeq lists its product as uncharacterized. NCBI's taxonomy places the organism in Eukaryota, Fungi, Ascomycota, Sordariomycetes, Magnaporthales, Pyriculariaceae. The coding region runs from base 1 to 399 and encodes 132 amino acids. The record is from RefSeq and is a predicted model, not a curated record. The transcript has a single exon.
AUGACAAUCUGUGGCUAUUCGGCCGACAACGCCGGGGUCGGCCCUCUCCCAAGCCGAGACCCUCCGGAAGCCGGCGAGGACGACUGGCCCUUGAUAUCGCUCGAAAAGUCUCCUACCACCCGCUCGUGCCCCGAGCAGGAACAGGUUAUGCAAGUGUCGUGCCUGUGCAGCGAAGAUCUGAGGGGCGAGCUGAUUGUCGUCUUUGGCAACGGUCCCGGCACCAACGCACCGGCCGUGCUACUGGGCGUCUCCACCGGCGACCGCCGUUCUGAACCGCCCGUCUUUGCCGACCUGUGCCGACCGGGGUGGGCUUUGGCGUCCUGGGACGAGCUCGAGGUGCGAUCUUGUCGAAUGCAUGUCCGUCACUGCAAACAAUUAUCUGAACAAUCUGGCCGGUGA